Mytilinidion resinicola is the source of this 846-nucleotide messenger RNA. Its product is annotated as phosphoglycerate mutase family protein. Lineage: Eukaryota; Fungi; Ascomycota; Dothideomycetes; Mytilinidiales; Mytilinidiaceae. Bases 49 to 846 code for a protein of 265 amino acids. The record is from RefSeq and is a predicted model, not a curated record. The transcript is spliced from 4 exons.
CCUCCAUCGCAACUACACCUCCACCUCUCCUCUUCUACGCAUAGAAAGAUGGUGCUCGAAACCAUCUAUGUCCUCCGGCACGCCAACAGGGUCCAUUACAACCUCGACUCGAGAACGGGCGUCUACAGCUCAGCUUACGGCAUCGCAAACCCCACUGGCUUGGGCAAUGAUCCCGUUCUAGCAGCGCACGGCGUCGAACAGUCUAUAGAGUUUGCGAACCAUGUCUUACAGCUCGACCCGCCAGUAGAUAUCAUCUACUCCAGCCCGUUUUAUCGAUGCCUGCAAACGCUCACUCCGGCGCUUGAAACGAUAUUUGCGCAGCGGAAAGAGUUUCCUUUAGUGAGAGUGGAGAAUGGAAUUGGAGAGUUCUUCGGCCGCGCCCACUUCCACCACCCCUCCCCAGCGCCCCCUUCCGUCCUCUUAAGCCACUUUCCCAGCAUCGAUCCAACUUACACCCCCAUCAUCACCCCAGCUACAAACGGUGAGACCAUCCCCGGCCUACACGACCGCCUCGCAUACGCCCUCUACCGCAUGAUUAUGGAGCUCGACGACCAUCCCGCGAAGCCGCGCUCCGUGCUAAUAUGCUCGCACGCCGCGACCAUCAUCGCCGUCGGCCGCGUGCUGACGGGACGGAUGCCGGAGAACGAAUCAGAACACGACUUCGACGCUUUCACGUGCGGGCUGUCGAAGUUUAAUCGGAGGGUGAGGAGUCCUGUGAGGGGAGUGGUGGGGGGUUGGGACUGCGAGUUGAAUAGCGACUGCAGUUUUCUUGCUGGCGGGCAGGAGUAUGGAUGGCAUUUCAACGGAGACGAAUCGUUCAUAGAUGAUAAGAAGUCGAUGCUAUAA